Messenger RNA from Paramecium sonneborni, 684 nucleotides. NCBI's taxonomy places the organism in Eukaryota, Ciliophora, Oligohymenophorea, Peniculida, Parameciidae. The record is from the annotation of a GenBank genome assembly.
AUUUUAAUAUAAAUAACAUUGCCAAUAAAUGUCUGAGUAUUAUGAUGAGGAAUUUGGAGAAGUAUUUGAUCUAAGAAAUAUUUAAGCUUGGAUUAGUAAUUGGUGAUUUUAACAUUCCUUAAAGAGCUGCUGAUUUGCCACCUUAAUUUAAAGACCUAUUAGUACCAAAUAAAGUGUAAUACGUAUUUUGUACAGGAAAUGUUGGAAAUAGAGAAACUUAAGAUUGGCUUAAAACACUCUCAGGAAAUACACAUUUUGUGAAAGGAGAUUUUGAUGAAGUAAAAGAUAUGCCUGAGACUAAAGUGGUAUAAAUUGGAUCAUGGAAAUUAGUAUUAGUGCAUGGACAUUAAGUAGAAAUAAUUAAUAUAUAUAUAUAUAGCUUGUCCCUCAUGGUGAUGAAGAAUCUUAAUAUACAUUUUUAAAAGAAAUGGAAGGUGAUGUACUUAUUACAGGACAUACAGGUGUUGCUAAAGUUACAGCAGUAGAAAAGAAAUAUAUAAUCAAUCCAGGAUCUGCAACAGGAGGAUUCAAUGGACUUUAAACGUAAUUGGUAUAUCUUUAUUAUUAAGUUCAAUACCAUCAUUUUUGAUCUUAGAAUUUAAAAAAGAAAAAAUAUAAGUUUUCAUUUAUACAUUAGAUGGAGAUGUCAAGAUAGAUAAAUAAGAAUUGCCAUUAUAAAAAUGA